Molecule: messenger RNA, 4807 nt
Organism: Penaeus chinensis
Lineage: Eukaryota; Metazoa; Arthropoda; Malacostraca; Decapoda; Penaeidae
Product: Na(+)/H(+) exchanger protein 2-like
Biological process (GO): proton transmembrane transport; regulation of pH; sodium ion transport
Cellular component (GO): membrane
Molecular function (GO): sodium:proton antiporter activity
Source: RefSeq, a predicted model, not a curated record
UGUUGGUCGCGCUGGAGGAACCACCAUGAGGCGCUCUCUCACCUAACGCUACUCACUCCCUCACGCCGUCACCUCUCGCUGCCACCGGCCCCCUUGCGUUGUCUUUGCACGCAACCGCACUCCCUUUGCCCCUUAGCUCGGGAACGAACAAACUCAAUUCGUUGCUUAAAAGCUGUGUUACUUUUAAAGAUUCUUUUCGAGUCGUAGUGAAAAGGUGUAACUUUCCGUCUCGCAGUGUUGGUGUCAGAGAGAAAUCACGAAACGUGGGAGCGGCUUGAGUGAGACUUCAAAUUUAUUAUAUUUCUCUCCCUCGUUCUUUAAAACAAAGAGUCAUCUAGUGAGCGCACAGCAGCGACUUCUUCCUUCUCUCCCUCGAGCUUGUAGUCCCUUGAACUUGAGGAAUAGUUGACCAAUUGAUAAUACGAUGGCGCGGUUCUUGCUCAUGCUAGGGGUAAUGGCUCUCGUCCUCGUGCUGGUCUCGGCCAACACGCCCACGGAGUCAGCCCACAUUGCCACCACCUUGCCCACCCACCCCAUGUCCAAGGGAGCGGAUGUCACAAGCCAUUCCGUGAACGCGACGCACCUGUCUGACCACGGGGGCGGAGGGCACGAAGGGAAGUUGGAGAGAUACCCCGUGGCCGUGAUCGACUUCGAGAGGGUCCAGACGCCCUUCAUCAUCGGCCUCUGGAUCUUCUGCGCCUGCCUCGGGAAAAUAGGCUUCCACAUGGCGCCCAAACUGUCGCACAUUUUCCCCGAGUCCUGCAUGCUGAUCGUCCUCGGCGUGUUCAUCGGCCUCCUGCUCUUCUACACCAACGCGGCCUCCGUGUCUCCUCUCACCUCUGAUGUCUUCUUCUUGUACAUGCUUCCUCCCAUUAUCUUGGACGCUGGCUAUUUCAUGCCCAACCGUCUCUUCUUUGAUCACCUGGGUACCAUUCUCGUCUUUGCCGUCGUGGGUACCAUCUGGAACUGCAUGACCAUUGGCAUCUCCAUGUAUGCCGUGAACCUCACAGGCCUCUUCGGCGUCGACGUCCCUAUGCUGCACAUGUUCCUCUUCGCCGCCCUCAUCUCGGCCGUGGACCCCGUGGCCGUGCUCGCCGUGUUCGAGGAGAUUCACGUCGAGGAGGUGCUCUACAUCCUCGUGUUCGGCGAGUCCCUGCUCAACGAUGGUGUGACUGUGGUGCUGUACCACAUGUUCGAGGCCUUCAGCGAGAUCGGCGAGGAGAACGUGCAGGUGGUGGACUUGCUGAGUGGCGUCGCGUCCUUCCUGCUGGUGUGUCUCGGGGGCGUCGCCAUAGGAGUCAUCUGGGGAUUCCUCACGGCCUUCGUCACCAGAUUCACCAACCAAGUUCGCGUGAUUGAACCCAUCUUCGUAUUCGUCAUGUCUUACUUGGCUUACCUCAACGCCGAGAUCUUCCACUUGUCUGGAAUUUUGGCCAUCACUUUCUGCGGAAUAACAAUGAAGAACUACGUAGAGCAAAAUAUUUCGGCCAAAUCCCACACAACCAUUAAAUAUGCCAUGAAGAUGUUAGCGUCAUCUUCCGAAACUAUUAUCUUCAUGUUCCUUGGCGUGUCGACCGUGCAGUACAACCACGACUGGAAUACUUGGUUUGUGAUCCUGACCAUCGUCUUCUGCAGCGUCUACAGGACACUUGGAACCUUGAUCUUCUCCUCGAUAUGCAACCGCUUCCGUGUCAAGAAGAUCUCCUUCACCGAUAAAUUUGUCAUCUCGUACGGCGGCCUGCGAGGAGCCGUGGCCUUCGCCUUGGUCCUCACCAUCAACUCGUCCCACAUCCCCCUCCAGCCCAUGUUCCUCACGGCCACCAUCGCUAUGGUCUAUUUCACUGUGUUUGUCCAGGGUAUCACCAUCAAGCCGCUCGUGCAGAUGCUGGGCGUCAAGAGAGCAGAGAAGCGAACACUCACCAUGAAUGAGAGACUCCACGAGAGGUCGAUGGAUUACAUCAUGGCGGGCAUCGAGGACCUGAUGGGCAAACACGGAAACUUCAUGUUGAGAGACAAGUUCAAGCGGUUCAACAACAAGUACAUCACUCCCUUCCUGGUUCGCGAACAGAACAUCUUCGAACCCAAGAUCCUGGAGACUUACAGCCAGAUCAGGAUGCAGGAGGCCUUAGAAAACAUGACAAACAGCAACACUUCAAACAAUAUCGAAUCUUUCACUGGUCUCCUCAGGAAUGCAGUUGCCAGUCAACAGUUCCACCGGAAGAACGCCGGAGAAUGGAACUUGGACGUGGCUGAGCUCGACUACAACCCCAACAUCAGAGACAUCAACGAAGCCAAGUUCCACCACGUUCUGUCCGAUGAAUACAAGCCGAUCAAGAGACACCGCGGAAGCACUUACAAGAGACACGCGGUGAAGGACGACGACGUGAGAACGCAGACGGAUGUGAACCACCAUAACAUGUAUCUCCACACAAGGCAGUUCGUCAGCACCAUCAACAGGGCGACCAGGAAGCCAAGGAAACCACAGCAGAACGGCGUGGUAAAGACCCCCAAAACGGUAGAGGAAACGCGGGCCGCUUACCAACAGAACGGAUCCGCCAUCAAACUGAAAAAUGACUACAUAGGCGAGGUUCUCCGAGACAACCCUGCGUAUGAGGACACUGAGACGGAUGGCUGUUUCGGCAACAAACAAGAACCGAGUCCCACGAAGCGCGUGUCAACAAGUGGCCCGACCGUCGCCGAAACCGCCCUCCCUUGGAAGCGGUACACGGAUGAGGACGCACCAACAAGCGCCAGGAAACUUCAGCGAACUGUUAGCCUCAAGCCAGAAGAAGAGGACAGCAGCACACCAGCCAUGGCCGAGGUUCUGCUGCCGUGGAAGCGACCAGAAGACGAGGUGAUGUGUGACAAGCCUCUGCGCCAGUCCGAGUUCCCCGCAUGGGCCUCCAACAAGGAGUAUGUCGGAUACUACUCGCCUUCCAACACCUUCCUUGGUGGAAUCGGAAUCAAGGACCACCGCCCCAACAUCCGGGACAUCUUUGGCAGACGAAGCAGCAGCACUUCCCUGGGGUCACGCCGCGGUUCCGUCAAGGACACUCCCUCCCCCUUGGCCACCCCGACUCACCAGCCGGACGUCCCACAGGCAGUGCGUCGUCGUUCGUCAACGGGCGACAACUCCCUCCUGAACACGACCAUCACCGAGGAGGACGCGAGGCGGGACCACGUCAUCGAGAUGGACCCCGACGGUGGCACUCAGGACACCAAGAUGUAGCCGCGAGGACCUCUAGUGCUUUACAUUAUAAAAAUCUAUUUUAGCUGUAGUAACCAUUAUAAUUGUAGAUCAAUGUUAACUGGUGGUAUUAUUAUUAUUACUGUACGAGUGCUCUUGUAAUGCUAGAGAGUCGUGGUGCUGAAAAAGGAAACGGAGAUAACUGCCUGUGAUCGCUCAGCUGUUGGCGUCAUGGAUCAGGGGAUUCUCAUGACGCUGAAAUCCAUAUUCAAGCGUGAAAGUGUGAGUGAAAAAUGCAUUCGAUGGAUUAUCUGUGUGCCAUUUUUCCCCCGCCAGACUUUUUUUAAGGUUUAUGAAAUGAUGUGAUUUCUCAUUGUUAGUAAGAUGAGAUUAUUUUAUAGGAAGAGUUUAUAAAGUUCUUAUUGUAUAAGAAGUUCUUAUUGUUUAUAUAUAUACAAAUAUGUUAUAUCUGGUCGGGUGAUUUUGUCAUGUGAAUUGUGUUGAUGUGAAGUGUUAGGAAUAAGAAACUAUACUAUGAUAGUUAUUACUUAUUUUAAUGUUUAACUUACAACAAGAAUAAAUGCAGCUUCUGUCAUGUGAUACAGAACUGUGAUACAUGUGAUACAGUUCUGAUCGUAUAUAUAUGAGCAUUAUUUUCAGCACUUCCGUGGAUCCGAAGUUUAAUGAACAUUCACAUAAGAAAAUUAUCUUAUAGUUUUUACUCUGAAGACUUUCUACCAUCCGUAGAACUAUACUGUGUGCAGCCCAUUCCAAAGGAAAAAUGAAAUUUCCUUCCGUCCAAAAUUACUAAAACCCUUUUACAUUUAUAGUGAGAGCAUUAUAUGUAUGGUAACAGAAUCUAAUUAUAAAUAGCAUACAGUGAAUAUACAAAAUCGAGACGUCCAUCUCUCACUGUCCAAAAUACGAGUUUUAGAAAAAUGGGUCCAUUGGCUAUAACUUUCUGUGUAAUUGCAAAGGUUGGAUCAGUUUAUAUGCGUUAUGUUAUUAUCAACUGUCAUGUUUAGAUUUACUGAACACGCCGAUUAAAAACAACGCCACUAAUGUUAUUUUUAGGGAAACCUAUUAUAUUAAACCCACUCCAGAACCUUAUUUUUACUUUAGAAGUGUUGAUAACCGCUGGUACUGUACUCUUAACGCCGUUUUAACGUAUCAUAAUUUACUAUUGAUGUUUGCAAUAUAAUUUAUAUGCCAGGGGCCUGCAUAGCAGUUCAGACCUCAUCGUUGAAGCUAGCUUUGAAUAUAUGUACUUAUUCAAGACACUAUUAUAUGGAUUGUACAUAUUAUAUAAUGAAAACAGAAUUCGCACAAUGUGAACUAUUUUAGAACAGCCUGUGGUUCACUUUCAUGAUUUUCGUCAGUGUUGAAUCUGCAGUGACACAAACUGUAAAAAACCAUUAAGCAGAUAACAGGCUAAUCAUUUACCUUGAAAAUGUUUCCUUUGUUCAUAAUAUAUUUGAAGGAAACAUUUUGUUCUUGUAUUUACUUUUAAAUAAUUAUUGUCAGUUUUGUGUGUGUGUGUGUGUGAAUAAAAGAAAAAGGAAAAUAUAAAUGUGUGUAUGCAUAUAUAUAUAUAUAUAUAUAUAUAUAUAUAUAUAUAUA